Messenger RNA from Vitrella brassicaformis, 3778 nucleotides. Lineage: Eukaryota; Vitrellaceae. The record is from the annotation of a GenBank genome assembly.
GCCACACACACACACACCGCACACUCACAGACGAGACACGAACAUUGGUGCGCUCUGCUGCUGCUGCUGCUGCCCGUGGUGAGAAAGCUCGGACACACGAUGCGUCAGAGCCCCCAAAGAGGCGCGCAGGCAGCACACCCAUGAACACCCCACACGCUUACUGCCUGCCCUGUCCUGCCUGCCUCCCGCGUCUCCCUGUGUGUCUCUCUCUGUCUGUGUCUCGGUGUGUCUUGUGUGUGAGAGGUGCCUGGAAAAGGCCAUACAUAUGUGGCGUGUGGGCAUGGUCCCUUUGGCCUCUACGUGGAUGCAGGCAGGCAGAGAAAACACGCAUUCGCACAGCACACGUCUGAGAGUGAGUAGGGCCUACCUAUACAGAGCCCCCCCCCUCCCGCCCCCUCCCGCCCCCUCCCGCCCUCCCCCCUCACCCACCACACCACACAGAGAGAGAGGUCCCUAACAAGCAAGGCAGGGCUCAUAUCGUAGUGGAUGUAUCGCCCGACUGCGUAAGGCCCAUGGAAUGGUAUGGUAUGGUAUGGUAUGUUGUGUUGUGGGUGGUGGGUGUGAUGUGUGUCGGACGGAUAACUGUGGGUGUGAUGCCUUCGAGUCGAAUUCUUAUCCAGCAUUCCAUUCCUAAUGAGCUAGAAAAUGGGCCAAAUGGGCAGUAGGCAGAAGAGCACCACCCGCCCGUCCGUCAGAAGAACCAAGAACCAACCAGCGCUGGAUCGAGCCGGCGCCCCUCCCUCCCUCCAUCAUAUGUGUGUAUGUGUAUCCGCCUGCCUCUCCAAUAUCUUCUUGCUACAUCUCUAUCCCUCGCCAAAUCCAUCCAUCCACCCACCACAUCAGCCGGCCCUGGCCCUCUCGCCGUCAGAGACACACUCCUCCAGAGGCACCCAGUCCACUUGCGGGUCGGAGUGGUCCACACGCCUCACAUCCCACCGACCGGCCCCGCUGCUGCCGCGGCCCCUCUUGCUGGUGGUCUUGGUCUUGGUCUUGCCCCCCUUGCCCUUGCGUUUGUUGAUCUUCUUGGGUGGGAUGACGCCCCCCGCCAGCACGCACAGCAUCUUCUGCACGGGUGUCCUUGGCUCGUGCAUGUGGGGGGUGUCCUCGAGAAGCAACUUGGCGAACCCCACGGCCGGCCUGACCACGGGAGUGUAGUUGUCCAGCGUGUAGGACGUCAUGAUCACGGCAGCGUCCUCACCAUCACCAUCCCCACCACCGACAGUCGUCACCACCGUCGCACCAAGCGCAUUGAGAGCCGAGAAUGGCGCCAGCAUGUGGUCGCUUGACCCACCGCCAGACAUCAGUGGCCAUGACGACGGCGACGCGCCCUCGUCAUUGUCAUUGGCAGCUGAUGAGUCGAUGGGCGAUGUGGAGGUAGUGGUCUUGUGUUUGGGGGGUGUGAGGGGGGCGUGGCGGGGCGGGGGGGUGCAUGGGGGAGAGGCAGAGGGAGAGGGAGGUGCCGGGGGAGGGAUCGGUGAGGGUGGCGGGUGUUGGUAGGGGGCGGGGACCAUUUUGUUGGCGGAGGGAGACGACCGCCACCACACCUGCUCGUGAGACUGACAGGAAGACAGACACAGAAGGAGAAAUGCAGACGGACAGACGGAUGGAUGGAUGGAUGGUGAGGGAAAUCAUCUAUUUAUACGCACCCCUUGGCAGCAUGUCUGUCCGUCCACACUGACGAGUCCAUCCCGGACCAGGCCGUGGAACAGAGCCAGCGCCGGACUCUCGCCACGAUCCGCACUCUCAAAACCUACACAGACAGACGCAUGCAUGCAUGCGACAAAGACACACACAUGCAUGGCAUGACCGGAUGUCAGUCAUCCGUGUCUCUGUGUGCAUGCAUUACUCUACUUAGUGCUCACCUGGCGGAGGGAAGACCACCCCAGUGCCCUUAGUGCUGCCGCUGCUGCCGCCGUUGGCCCCACUGACACUGACGAGUGCGGGCGGGUACAUCUGGCCGGCAGAGGCACGUGUGUCGUCACCCUUGCCCUUGCCCUUCUUAUUGUUGUCCUUCAGUGCCGCUGUGUCGGUGCGGUCGGCUGGCGGCACUUUGCUGCCCUUGUUGCCGCUCGUCUGUGGAGGCGACUUGUCGGGCGUGUCGUCGAGGAGGGCGCCGGGGAUGCACUGACGCGCGCUGCCGCUGCUAGAGCGACCAUCCCUGCAAACAUGGAUGGAUGCAGGCAAACAGCCAGGAGGCAGUAGGUGUGGUCUCACUUGGUAGGUGAGUCGUUAGUGUCGUCGUGCUGCUCCUUAUGCUCGUGGCUAUCGCCGGCCGUGACCCCGAGACCCACACCCACACCCCCACUCACGUUCGCAACUACCUCGCCCCCCGCGCCCUCCUCCAUGACCACGUCCAGGCCGCACACGCCGCCACCCGCAGGUACGCUACGCUCGCCGUCAACAGACCCACUGCACGCAGCAGGAGAGAAUGGGAAGGAGAGGCCACAUUUGUGUGUGGGGUGUACCUGGUAGAGGUGGUGGGGUGUAGGUGAUUGUCUUGGUUGGUGUGUGUGGGUCGCUGCUUGGUGGUGCUCGUGGUGGCAACGGCGGCCUGGCGGCGCAUCUUCUUGCGCCGCUCCUUCUCCUCCUUAGUGAUGACGGUCUUGUCACGCAGCUCAUCCUCACCAUGGGCGAAGGCACACUGUGUGUGAACACACACAGAGGCAUCCACCAAUCCAAUCCAAGCGUGUGGCGUUUGUAGUGCGCACCCACCUCCCACCCCCACCUGGUCUCCGUGUGCACAUGUGCCGUCCUUCCAGUUGCGGCACAGCUCCGUCUUGAACUUGGCCAACAUGUCCCACCGCCUGAAUCCACACACACACACACACACACAGAGAGAGAGAGAGAAGAUACCACACAUUGUGAGCAGGGGUGAAAAUGUGUGUGGGGUCUUCUUGUUUGUUCCCUGCUCACACAGAUUUUCCUCCCCUUCCCCUCCGUCGAGUCGCUGUCCUCACGCGAAGACCUGGCGCGAGGAGCCAGCGCCCUUUCACCCACCCAAAGCACAGCACACAGCAAACGACGCGUGUGGCUAAGUCCACCACGACCCAUCCCCCCUCACUCACCCCAUCCCUCACCUGUUAGCGGCCGCAUCUCCUUCCGACCUGUUGGUGGCACUGGCCGACGAGGCGACGCUCACGCUCACAUACUCCUUAGGCAGAUACUUGACCGUCCUCGUGCUGCUGCUGGCACUGGCACGGCCGUCAGCGGCACUGGUGCUGCUGCGGAUCUCUGUGGAUGUGUGUGUGGGGUGGGGAGCGGGAGGGGGGGAGGGGGAGGGGUUGCCGGCAGCGACAGAGCUGAAGGGCUCUCCUCUGGCCGGGUCACACGAACUGGGAGGAGGGAAGGAAAAACGGCGCGAGAGAUGGCUUCUCCGAGACAUGUUCACCCUUGUUCUCCUUGUUGCGUCUUUGCUGGCUGACCGUUGGUUAGAUGCAGUGGAGGGGUUGCUGCUGCUGGCACGAGUGGUGGCUCCACUGGCAGAUGAAAACAGGCUCGGAAACGCCUUGGCGUCGUUCAGACGCAUCCACACGCUGCAUGAGAACCACCCACAGCCAGAAAACAGCAAAGAAGACCUCAGAUCUGGCAUUGCAUCACUGCAGCAGUGAUGCCAUGUAUGUCAUCGUUCCCACCUGUCCUUAUGUGUCUUGCUGCGCCGGUGGUGUGCCGCCUUGGCGCUGGUGCGACGGCCGGAUGGACCACUCAUGGGGUGCACGGCCGCACAGAGAGGUGAGGUAGAACAGAAGGGGCUUCCUGACAGGCCCACGCUUAUGGAUUA